AUCAACAUGGCUACGGAAGGAGAUGUUGAACUGGAGUUGGAGACUGAGACCAGUGGCCCAGAGCGGCCUCCUGAGAAGCCACGGAAGCAUGAUAGUGGUGCGGCGGACCUGGAGCGAGUCACCGACUAUGCGGAGGAGAAAGAGAUCCAAAGCUCUAAUCUGGAGACGGCCAUGUCCGUGAUUGGAGACAGGCGGUCCCGGGAACAGAAAGCCAAACAGGAACGGGAGAAGGAACUGGCAAAAGUUACCAUCAAGAAAGAAGAUCUGGAGCUGAUAAUGACAGAGAUGGAGAUCUCAAGAGCAGCAGCAGAACGGAGCUUGCGGGAACACAUGGGCAAUGUGGUCGAGGCUCUUAUUGCACUUACCAACUGAUAUGGGCUUUCUUAGACAUACCCACUGGAUUAAUUUAUUGCAAUAAA
Chrysochloris asiatica (Cape golden mole) is the source of this 419-nucleotide messenger RNA. It is a transcript of the gene HYPK, whose product is annotated as huntingtin interacting protein K. The record is from RefSeq and is a predicted model, not a curated record. The transcript is spliced from 4 exons. The coding region runs from base 7 to 372 and encodes 121 amino acids. Gene Ontology annotation, biological process: protein stabilization; negative regulation of apoptotic process. NCBI's taxonomy places the organism in Eukaryota, Metazoa, Chordata, Mammalia, Afrosoricida, Chrysochloridae.